GGCGGCGGCCCUUAGCAACGGGGAGCUUGAGGCCGCCGCCGCAGAGAUGCUGCCGAGCGAGGGGAAAGCCGUGGGCAUCAUGGCCCGUCAGAGCCCCGAGCCCUCCAUGUACAGGCACAGGCCCACCUCGGAGCUAGCGCAGGACAUUUCUCAUUUGUUGACAAAAGUCUUUAAGAAUUUGUAUACUGCAGAGGUUAUAGGAGCAGAUACAGUAGAAAAUAUGAUCAAGUCCCGCGGGGGAAAUAAUGCCCAUCACGAGAAGUUUGUGGAAGAGUUGCAAAAGGUCCACUCAGAAUAUAACAACCGGCUGAAAGAAGCAGAGAUGCUAGAAAGACACAUCAUUCAGGCAAGGGCACGUGCCACAGCAGAAGAGGAAAGGGUCUUGAACUUAUAUAAAGCAGAAGUUCCAGAGGAAUACCGUCAAAUUGCAUUGCCACCAGUGAAGUCUUCCUUCAGAUGGUGUGUGGAUGACGAACUUCUUAAAAAGCAUAACUUAAUCUGUCCAGAAGAUUAUAUCACCGAUGCAGAUGUCAUUACCCGAGCACCUAAAGACGUGUCAGAACCUGGCUACUUACAGGAGAUACUUAGUUUUAAACAGCAUGUUGCUGAAAACAUAUCUGCUCCUAAAUUUAAAGAAAGUGUGCACAUUACGAAAAUACUAGAAAAUCUACCAGAAGUAUCUUUAUCUUCUUUAACACUGGAGUCUUCAGCUCCCGGGAUUCCAAAUCAGACUAGGAAACCAUUCUAUAAGAAGAAAUCUAAGCCUCCACGAAAACCAGCUUGGAUGAAUGACAUGACCAAAGCUGAGAGAGUAAAAGACCGUGCGUACCUCCAGAAACUUGAGGAGCGCCACAACUUCCUGAAAAACCCUCGUUUUUUCCCACCUAACACACAACGUGGAAGCAGGUCCCUCCUUUUGCCUCAAAAGAAGGUAGAGCGAUUGGUAGCAGGAAGGAAAAAGAUCGUGGUGGAAAGCAAUUCCCAGUCCGUUCCUAUCUUUCUAGCGAACCCACCGGCUGUUUUGUUUUCUUAUUAUGAAGUUGGCCAAGUUUAUGAGAUGACGGUAGAGUUACAGAACAUGACUUCAACAUCUCAGUGUGUCAGAAUAAUUCCUCCUGCUACAUCAGCCUUCAGCAUUGGGUUGGGAAUAUUUCCAGGCGAAGGAGGACUUGUUGCUCCAGGCAUGAGUUGCCACUACACAGUCCAGUUUAUUCCUGAACACUUAGCAGACUAUGAGGAUUACAUCCUGGUAGAGACUCAGUCGGCAUUUCCACUCCUGGUCCCUUUGAAAGGCCAAAGGCCACCUCCCAUCCUGACAUUGCCUCGCGUUUUAGAUUGUGGAGCCUGCCUUGUAGGUGGAAUAAAAUUUACAGAAUUUCCAUGCAAAAAUGAAGGGUCCAGUGUUGGGAAGUUUUGCAUCAUGCCAAAGAAAAUGUGGCCACCACUUCACUUUCGGGCUGUUGCCACUUUUGGUUUUGUGGAGCAAGAGCCAUUUGGGAUCCGACCCGCUGUUUUUGAGCUCGCUCCGGGCCAGUCAGCAUCAAUUGAGGUAGUGUUUGCUCCCAUUUUUGCUGAAGACCUGUCAGUGGUGUAUACCAUUGCUUGUGACAAUUGCCAGAUCAACGAUAUUACUGUGACAGGGCUUGGGCAGCUUAUAGGUCUGAAGCUUUUAUCUGUCACUGGUGGAGAAAGCAGCCCUAUCCCCGGGGAGCUUACAGAUGUCACAGCGCAGCAUCUUGUACGCUUUGAGUCUCUGAAUCCUUAUUCCAUGGCAGAGAAAACGUUGGUUCUAAGAAAUAUUACCCAUGUGGAGCUUCCUUUUUUCUGGCAAAUAAUGAAGCCUAAUCUACAGUCAUUAACACUGGAAGGAAAAGUAGACCUUGGGAAGAUCAAGUACAUCAUGGAGAAGGACUCUGCUUUCUCGAUCACUCCUGCUAUGGGGGUUCUGCAUCCCCAUGCUGAUCACUCAUUCACUCUCAGUUACCUUCCAAAAGAGCUGAAGGAGUAUCAUAGUGUGCUUCAGAUUGUGCUAGAGGACAUCCCAGAACUGCCUAGUUUUAAAAAAUUGACGCAAUAUGAUAGUGACGAAAGCCAAGCAGAGGAUGUGAUUGCCCUGGAAAUAGACCUCAAAGGACAAACAGAACCAUUUCAGCUCAUUUUAGAACCAUAUGCCAUUUUCAUCCCUGGAGAAAAUUACAUUGGUAUAAACAUUAGGAGAACAUUUCAGAUGUAUAACAACAGCAAAUCAUCAGUCAAGUUUGUUUGGGAGAGAAUCAGCAAUUGUGACAUUAUUGAAGUAGUGCCUCCUACAGGAAAGAUAAGGGCGAAUGAACACCAUACCUUUGAGUUCAUUAUUACUGGAGGGAAACCUGGACAUUCCACUCAUGACAUGUUGUGUACGAUUGUUCACUCGGCAGAGCCCGUGGUACUGCAUGUGGAAGCUGAUUUUAAGGGGCCUGUUCUUUCUAUUGACACACCAUCACUUGAUUUGGGCCUGAUUAAACUGGGGAGAAAAGUGCUUUGCACUUUUGAGAUUGCAAACCUAAGCCAGCUGACAGGAAAAUGGAAAAUGCAGGAAAGUCCUGCUUGCUUAGCUGAAAGGAAUGAAGAGACUUCUCCAUUCACAAUUCAACCAUCUAAUGGAGAAUUGGGUCCUCUUGAAAAAUGCAGUGUGUCAGUUUCAUUUUGGUCAAAUGUCUGUCAACGUAUACAGACAGUGUUAGAGAUGGAAGUGGAAAAUGGAGAUGGAAGCCACAUUCCUGUUUUCGUGGAAGUUCAGACUCCCCACGUGUGCCUCCUCUCAAGCCACUUAGAAUUUGAUCUCUCGCUUGGAAUUCCCUCAACAGCCACCGUCACGCUUUUUAACCAGACCCUCCUGCCAACACGCUUCACAUGGGGGAAGCUCUUUGGACGGCAGGCUUCUUCCUGUGUGUUUAGUAUCUCUCCAGAAAAUGGCAGUUUGGGUCCAAACGAAGAGAAGGACUUCUUUGUGGAACUAACCACCAAUACUAAGGACAAGCUGAGUGAGCUUACGCUAUGCUGUAGCAUUGAAGAUAUGCUAGACCCUCUCUUUCUGGCUAUUUCUGGGGAAGUAAAGGGGCUGGAGGUGACAUACUACAUACCCUCUGACAGUGAUGAGGAACAGAAUCAGGAGGAUUCUCCAGAGCUAAAGCUAGACUUUGGCUCUGAGGUGGCAUUGAAAAGUGUGGUGAAACGUCAGCUCAUCAUCACCAACCGUUCAGCAUUAUCUGCUUUUUUCACAAUAGAGGUUGACUAUUUCAGGAGCAGUCCACCUCCUCCUAAUGAAGAAGAACCUAAUGUCUCCCUCAACACAGUGGCGGAAAAAGCUAGACGGAUAACGAGACAGAUUGUGAAGAGAAAACAAUCAGCCUUCCGAGCAACCAUGCUUUCUCAAGGGAAGGGAGCGGCUUUCCAUGUGCAUCCCUCUUCAGGAAUCCUGAAAGCCUUCCAGGAGCUUGUUGUUGAAAUAACAGCCUAUAACAACAUGUGGGGUGAAUACCACGACAUUCUUGACUGCAAGGUUGGAGAAUCAGACCCCGUGUUGAUUCCCAUGCACAUGUCUGUGAAAGGCUGCCCGAUCUUCCUUCAGCUGACGGGACCCAACCAUCCGAUGCCAAUCCCGAUCAUCAGGUUUGGGGCCCACAUUUCUGGAGGAGACACAGUUUCACGCUAUAUCCGGCUCAACAACCCCACCCCCUUUGACAUCCGUAUGGACUGGGAAAGUUAUAACCAGGAUAAAGAUGAUGACAAACUGGUAGAUCUCUUGGUGUUCUAUGGUCCUCCUUUUCCAAUUAAAGACUUAGAUGGCAAUGAGAUUAAAAUCUGGGACAUUGAAACGCCUGAGGAUAAAACAUCUCAAACCUCAUGUUCCGCCUCACUAACAUCUCACAAGGACAACCAAAGCCUGGACCCAAUUUUGGAAAGCGACGAAACAAGUGACAGCGAUUCCUUCCGACCACCCACCCCAAGGAAAAUAAUCUCUGUGGUCAUUCGUCCACAUGAGGGGGUGCCCUCAGACUACCCCUUCUGCAUAACUCCCAAACAAAUUGUCAUCCCUGCAGGUGGCGCUGCUGCCGUCCACAUUUCCUUCACUCCGCUUAUGCUGCCUGAGAUCAUUAACAAGUUUGAAUGUGAAGGUUUCGCCUUGGGCUUCAUGAGUCUGGACACAGAGUUUGAUCGGAAGACCCCUGAGAAAGUGACCCGUGGGGACGGCCAUGCUGUUGCCCCUCUGCGCAUCGAUCUGCAAGCAUUUGUCAAACCAGCCUUGUUAACAGUUGAAAUGGAUCAUGAGAGCGGAUUGGUGUUUCAUGCAGUGGCAAGUGACCUUAUCCCAGAUGAGCCCAUCAAGGCCUGCCAAGUUUUGAUAGAUUUCGCCACGACCCACAACCUGAAACUCACCAAUGAUACAGAGACCCCUUUGUACUUCAAGCUUGUUUUAUCAAUGCCCUUCGCUGUGUCUGGAGUAGAUCCCAAAAAGAGCCUGAAAACCUCUCACAGUGACAGGGAUGAGGAAGGAAACCACCUUCUUCUCUAUGCACUUGAAAAUAUGCUGGUGAAAAUCUCAUUCCACACAACCCUGGAGAUACUAACUUACCAACAUCUUCCAGAAGACCAGAUGCUGCCUGGACUUCAAGUGCUCCAGCUUGAAAAUGGAGACAAAAUGCUGGAGUUUAGGCAAGAUCUAGUCAUUGAAUACAGUAACAAAGCAACCCAGGUGCUGCCUGUGGUUGCGUACCUGACUGUCCCGGUACUCGAGAUCUCUUGCCAAGUAAUAGAUUUUGGAACCUGCCUUGUUAACCAAGAGAAGAGUGACGGGAUCCUUGUGAUGAAUAAGAGUAAAUCCAAGAGCUACUGGACAGCUUUGCUAGAUCAAGAUGAACGGCACAGAGACCCUGUAGUGUUUUCCAUCUCCCCAAAUAAUGGCAUGCUUGAAGCGCGUGAAGGCAACUUACCCACCACAGUGCCACUGCUGGUCCGUUUUACACCAAGGGAUAGUGUGGAGUAUGAGACGACAGUGACCAUUGUAGGCAUGCUGGGGGAGAAGCCCUGCAUGCUCCACCUCAAAGGGAGAGGCUCUUAUGACGAGAAGUAUGAAGAAAGGCAUAAAACCUAACCAUUCCACGGCUUGCUGGCACCUACUGGAAAGCUGCGAUUGUAUGUGGUUGUAAGUAGUUUAUUUUUGCUAGUGCGUUUAUAGAAAAUAAAAAGGCAACAUUAAAAUCGG
Molecule: messenger RNA, 5245 nt
Organism: Hemicordylus capensis (graceful crag lizard)
Lineage: Eukaryota; Metazoa; Chordata; Lepidosauria; Squamata; Cordylidae
Gene: DLEC1
Product: DLEC1 cilia and flagella associated protein
Exons: 38
Coding region: 47-5134 (1695 amino acids)
Biological process (GO): negative regulation of cell population proliferation
Source: RefSeq, a predicted model, not a curated record